This is a messenger RNA of Protopterus annectens (West African lungfish), 1511 nucleotides long. RefSeq names its product sulfotransferase 2B1-like. Gene Ontology annotation, biological process: sulfation. The coding region runs from base 134 to 1024 and encodes 296 amino acids. Lineage: Eukaryota; Metazoa; Chordata; Ceratodontiformes; Protopteridae. Gene Ontology annotation, molecular function: sulfotransferase activity. The record is from RefSeq and is a predicted model, not a curated record. Gene Ontology annotation, cellular component: cytoplasm. The transcript is spliced from 6 exons.
AACCCUUCUUUUCCCCACCCAGGUUUGGAAAGUCUUUGGUAGCGUUUAUUUUCCAAACUGACUAAUAUAGAGGGUUUGGACAGCAGCGAAAUCAGACAAAAUAUAAGGAAGGAACACACAAGGACACUACACCAUGAGUGAAAAUAACUCGGAAAGCUACGGUAACCAGGAACUAUACUUAAAGUACGAAGGGCUCUUACUGCCCACCAUCGUCCAUACUCCCGAGACCCUCCGCUAUGCUCAGGAGUUUAAAGUACGAGACGACGAUAUCUUCAUUUCCACGUACCCAAAAUCUGGUACAACAUGGAUGCAAGAAAUAAUACCACUGAUCUUGAAUGAGGGGGACAAAACACCAGUUCUGACUGUCCCAAACUGGGACAGAGCACCUUGGUUGGAAGAAAACCGUGCACAUCUCUUUCUGGAUGAGAGACCAUCACCUAGAGCAAUUGUAACACAUCUACCCUAUCGGUUAAUGCCACCAGCUUUUUUCAAAUCUAAAGCAAAGGUAAUUAAUGUUGCAAGAAACCCACGAGAUGUAAUUGUUUCAUCCUAUCAUUUUCAUGUUAUGGCCAGUUUCCUGGAAGAUCCUGAGUCUUUUAAUGAAUUCUUCAGCAAAUGGUUGUGUGGAGAAGUGUUCUUUGGCUCUUGGUUUGAGCAUGUGAAAGGUUGGUUGAAUGCGAAAGAAAAGGAUCGAAUUAUAUACAUUACCUAUGAGGAGAUGCUGAUGGAUCUGAAAGGAGCCAUUAAAAAAUUAUCUAACUUUGUUGGGAAAGAGCUCAGUGAAGAUAUAAUUGCUGACAUAGCAGAACACUGCACUUUCAAGAAUAUGAAAACUAAUAAAAUGUCGAAUUACUCUUUGGUACCAGAAGAUAUAAUGGCACAUAACAAAUCAGAAUUCUUAAGAAAAGGAGUAGCUGGUGACUGGAAAAACUAUUUCACUGUGGCACAGUCAGAGCACUUUGACUCAUUCUAUCAAGAGCAAAUGAAAGAUGUGAUGCACCACUUCAUUUGGGAUCAUUCUUAGGACUUAUUUAGGCAUUCAUUUCUGUGUCAUUUGUGAGAUGAAUUGUGCUAUUGUAACACUGCUAAAAAUGUUAACAUUUUCUUUGUUUGUGUACUACACCUGGGAUAACAUUGUUUGGCAUUAACUGUCUAAUUAACAUUGUGUGGGAUUAUUAUUACUAUUAUAACUGAUAUUUGUGGUUUUAGUUUCUAAUAUGCUCAUCCUCUAUUCUGCUUCUUCCAUAUACUGUAAUUCUUUGUGCAUUUUCUGUUUAUUUUGAUGCAUUAGUUACACUAUCUUGGUGUUGUUGCAAAUCUCUAAGGAAUUCACAUUUAAGUGAUAGUGUAGAGAAGAUGGUGCUAGUAGGAGUGCUUCCUAAACAUGAUGUUAAUUAAUAUCUUAUCUUGAAAGUACAAUUGUGUACACUUACCGUAAAUGUAGAUGUUCAAGUGUAUUCACUGUUGCAGUCAUCACAUUUGGGUUAUCCCUGCCAGAGUAGCCCUAAGUC